GGAGAUGCAGGCGGGAGAAGGAGAAGAGAGAUUCCGGGAAUGCUGCCCCAGCAGGCCCUCGCCUUGCCCGGUUCCCCCCGGCCGGUCCUUUGCCCGUUGCCAGUUUGGAGAGAGGCUCCGUGCCACCUCGGGCAUCGUUCCCGGAGGUGGGGAACCCGGGUCCUUGGCUGGACUGGGCCAACCUGCCUCGGCUGCUCUCUGCAGCAUCCUUCCAUUCACCCUUCCCUCCCACAGCUUCGAGGCCAGAGUCUGAGGGGGGCGAGCCCGGCCAGGCGGCUCCGGUGCCCGGGCACUGCCCACCAUCAGGAGUGACCCGCGGGGAGGAGGUACCUCUGGGGAGAGCUGGAGAAAUUGGCCAGAACUGCAGUGGGAGGAUCCAAAUUUGGGCCUCUCCAACAGCAUGGGUGGAAGGAAGCGGGCCGUCUUCCGGAGGAUCCAGUGCCGUGUGUAAUUCCAGGGGCUGUCUCCUCCCUCAGGUAGGGAUUGACUGAAGGAGAGCCUCAUCAUGGAAAAACACCGGGGCAUAGAGUUUGACAACACCGACCUCCCAGCAGCCACCUGGCCGGAUUGGAUGGCGGCCCUCUCGGACGACCUCUCCCUGUCCGACCUCUCCGUCCCCGGGACCCACGACUCCAUGAGUCUGUUCGGAGGCAGCCGGCUCCAGUGCCAGAGCCUCCCCUUGGAGAGGCAGUACGAGGCCGGGAUCCGCUUCGUGGACGUCCGCUGCAAGCUCAGGGAUGGGGAGUUCUUCAUUUACCACGUGAACACCUUCCAGCAGGCGGACUUCAGGAGCGUACUGGACACCACCUUCGCCUUCCUGGACCGGCACCCCCGGGAGGCCGUGCUCAUGCGGGUGAAGGAGGAGUACGCGUUCUUCGGCAGCUCGGGUUUCACGGAGCGCUUCAAGCGCUACCUCGAACAAGAGGGCCGAGGGAGGACCUGGCAUUUUGAAGACAUCCCAACCUUGGGCCAGGCCCGGGGCAAGAUCAUCAUCCUGGAAGAGAUAGAAAGCGAAAAACUGGGCAUCCCCUACGAGCAUCUGAAUGUCGGCGACCGGUGGAAAGUCCUGUCCCAGUCCAACAAGUGGGCUAACGUGGAGGCCCACCUGGAGGCGGCGGUCAGCGGGGACCGGAAGAAGAUGUAUUUGACCUUUUGCUCUGGGAAUGGCUUGUUCAUCACCCCGGAGAAACUUGCUCGGUUCAUCAAUGGCUGCCUCUAUCAAUACCUGAAUAGCAGGUCGGACCCAACCAUCCGCUGGGGAGUGGUAAUUAUGGAUUUUCCCGGGGCGGAGUUGAUCCGGAUGAUUAAAGACAGCAAUGUGAGGACAUAGGGUGGCGGAGGAGGAGCCGGGCAGUUGGGGCGGAGGGUGGAAUUCUGAGUAGU
Molecule: messenger RNA, 1383 nt
Organism: Ornithorhynchus anatinus (platypus)
Lineage: Eukaryota; Metazoa; Chordata; Mammalia; Monotremata; Ornithorhynchidae
Product: 1-phosphatidylinositol phosphodiesterase-like
Exons: 2
Coding region: 506-1330 (274 amino acids)
Biological process (GO): lipid metabolic process
Molecular function (GO): phosphoric diester hydrolase activity
Source: RefSeq, a predicted model, not a curated record